This is a messenger RNA of Colias croceus (clouded yellow), 968 nucleotides long. RefSeq names its product COMM domain-containing protein 2-like. NCBI's taxonomy places the organism in Eukaryota, Metazoa, Arthropoda, Insecta, Lepidoptera, Pieridae. The transcript has 5 exons. The record is from RefSeq and is a predicted model, not a curated record. Bases 148 to 864 code for a protein of 238 amino acids.
UAAAUUCUCAAUUCUCAUCGUACCUAUACUCGUAUCAAUGAUCAAUCAAAAUAUUGUUCGAUUAAUCUAAGUUAUUUAAUUGGUAAUAAACAUAAACAAAGUUAAUCUCUUCAGCGUAAAAAGCAAAAGCAAACGUCUACAACCAACAUGAUCAUAUUUAUUAGUGAACUUCAAAAAGAUCAUCUUAGCUUAUUACAUGAGCAUUCUUCUCAGGUGCUGGUGGAUUUUUGUAAAUUAACUGUAGACUAUCUUAAUAAUGGAGUAAACGAGAAAAAAUGUUCUUUAGCUGCUGAAAAAUUAGGAACUUCUUCAAACAAUAUUCAUAACUUGAUACAAGCAUUAGCACAUCUUAUAAUAGAAGGAUGUAAACACAAUCUGUCAGAGCAAAAUUUUAAAUCAUCAUUAGCUAUAGCUGGGUUUUCGGAUGAACACCAACAGAUUUUAGUAAAGUUCUAUACAACAAAGAAAGCUGAAUUGUCUUCUGCUCUAAAUUUACUUCAGCAAAGUGAUCCAGUCUAUCAAGAUUUGGCAUGGAGAUUUGAAGUACAGAUGGCUUCAAGAAAAUGUAAAGAAGAAAUAAAGCCUAUGGUGACCAUGGAUUUUGUUCUAUCCACUCCCAAGGAUUACGAUCCGAGCAAAGACAUACAUAAUCGUAUGUCCAAUGCUAGUCCAGGAUCAGUCCCAGAAAUGGCCAUCAAUUCUACAAUACAAGAGGCCAAAGCCGCAAGUCAGUGUCAAAAUAUUAUAAAACAUGUUCUACUGCAGUGUGAUUUGCCCAAUUUAGUUCAUCUCACUAACAGAUUGAGUGAGGCCUUAAAUGAAUCCAAAAGUCAACAUGUACGGAAAAUCCAAAGGGCUUUAUAGAUUAUUAUUAUUAUUUCUAAGGAAAAAAUAUAUAAGUGUAAGAAUUAAAUAUACCUAUGUAUAUCUUGUAUCCUAAUUUAUGACUAAUAAAUGUAUUUAAUUAA